CAGCGGCGUGUCACAUUUCACCUACCAGAAGGCUCUCAGGAAAGCAGCAGUGAUGGCGGACUGGGAGACCAUGAUGCAGGCAGUCUUCCCAGCACAUCCCAUGCUCUGCCCCUGGGUUAUCUUCAAGAGGUGUAUUUUGAUCAUGCUGCACCCAACAACCGCACUGAAGGGGAUGGCAACUCUGAUCCUGAAUCCACUGCAGAAAUAACUGUUCAACCAAUGGUGGAAGAAGCCUCUGACAACUGCACUCAAGAAUGUCUCAUCUUGGGCCAUUCCGAUGCCUGCUGGAUGCCAGCUUCUCUCACCCAUGCCAGCCCUUCACACACACAGGCCUCUGCUCUAUGCCACAGCCCACCCCUGACACCAGCCUUUGCUCCUUGCUGCAGCCCUCCAGUGACACAGACCAUUGCUAUUUGCCAUAGCCCUUCGGUGACCCAAGUUAUGGCACUGUGCCAUAGUCCUCCACCAACACAGGUCUCUGCUCUCCAACACAGUCCUCCUCUAGCACAUGCUACUGCUCUUAGCCAUAGCCCCCCACCAGCACAGGCUGCUGUACUGCACCACAGCCCUCCACUGCCACAGGCAACUGCACACCAUCGCAGUCCUGCACAGCCACUGAAGGGUUUGCAGCAAGGUUGGGGUCAAGAGGCUGGACCUGAAGGACUACUGUCUCUUGAUCAUGGAGUGCCAAUUAGUACAAGAUCUCAGUUUUAAACUCUGUCCGAAAGAAUUCAUCCUAAUGAUGAUUCAGUUAAAAUAAUUCCUUUGAAAACCUUCACUGCAGGCAAAAAGGGUAAACCCUCUAGGGAUGAUUCUCCAAUUAAGGAAGAACAUCCCCUGUAAAGCUACAAUGGCUAAUUUACAUUUUUCAACAUAAUGUAUAAAAUCAAAAUUUAUGAUCCAAUUUCAAUGAAUAUUGCAAAUUGUUAAGUUUGUAAAUAGCUAUGUAAAUAGACACAAAUACUAGAAUAUAGAGCUAGACCCUUAGUCAAAAGAUAAAAAUAAAUGUACAAUUUGUUUAAUUUAAAAUGUAUAUUU
Pipistrellus kuhlii (Kuhl's pipistrelle) is the source of this 1038-nucleotide messenger RNA. RefSeq names its product protocadherin-11 X-linked-like. The transcript is spliced from 2 exons. The record is from RefSeq and is a predicted model, not a curated record. The coding region runs from base 220 to 714 and encodes 164 amino acids. NCBI's taxonomy places the organism in Eukaryota, Metazoa, Chordata, Mammalia, Chiroptera, Vespertilionidae.